AUACAACGAGGCCUCCACGAAACGACGAAGAGAGUGGACGCAAUUACUAUUUUGUCACACAUGAUGAAAUGAUGACGGAUAUUAGCGCUAAUGAAUACUUAGAAUAUGGUACACACGAGGACGCAAUGUACGGUACCAAGUUAGAUACGAUAAGAAAAAUCCACGAAGAAGGAAAAAUGGCUAUUCUAGACGUUGAACCUCAAGCAUUAAAAAUACUUCGUACCGCUGAGUUUGCUCCUUAUGUUGUUUUUAUCGCUGCACCCAUCGUACAAAAUCUUAAUGACUACGACGGAAGUCUGGAAAGACUUGGAAAGGAGUCGGACAUGCUGAAGCAGGCGUACGGACAUUUCUUCGAUCUGACGAUCAUCAAUGACGAUAUUGAUGAGACGAUUGCUCAGCUGGAAGGCGCAAUUGAUAAAAUACAAAAGACACCGCAGUGGACGCCAGUGAGAUCGGUCUACUGACAACGAUCACCCUCACGUAAUAAUGAUCCCUUAAAUUAUUACUAAUUAUUAAAAUAAAUAAAUCCAAUCGGGAAAUCAAGAGAGUACAUCAAAUGAUAUAAAAA
Messenger RNA from Cotesia glomerata, 568 nucleotides. Its product is annotated as peripheral plasma membrane protein CASK-like. The coding region runs from base 69 to 464 and encodes 131 amino acids. NCBI's taxonomy places the organism in Eukaryota, Metazoa, Arthropoda, Insecta, Hymenoptera, Braconidae. The record is from RefSeq and is a predicted model, not a curated record. Gene Ontology annotation, molecular function: signaling receptor binding. Gene Ontology annotation, cellular component: plasma membrane; cell-cell junction. Gene Ontology annotation, biological process: regulation of neurotransmitter secretion. The transcript is spliced from 3 exons.